AUGUCAGCCGAUAUGGAUAUUGACAUUAACAACACUACACCAACUAACGAUUUUAUGGACGAAGAUCCACCUACAGUCGAUGAGGAAACAAACACUGUAGGUGUUUUGAUUGAUGAACUCAAACAUGAAGAUGUUACACUUCGACUCAACUCCAUCAGAAAACUCGACGUAAUUGCCAACGCACUUGGUGUGGAAAGAACCAGAAACGAAUUGAUACCUUUUCUUCAAGAUUCCAUUGACGAUGAAGACGAGGUUUUGCUUGCGUUAGCUGAAGAGUUGGGAAAGCUUAUCGAAGCUGUUGGUGGAAAAGAUUAUGCUUAUCAUAUAUUGCCACCUCUGGAAAAUAUAGCUGCUGUUGAAGAAGCAACAGUUAGAGACAAGGCUGUUGAUUCUCUCUGCCAUAUUGCUGAGGUCUUGCCCGAUGAUCAUUUAACGAAAUACUUCAUACCUCUUCUCAAAAGGCUAACUGUUGGGGAUUGGUUUACCAGCCGAACAUCUGCAACAGGGCUUUAUGCUACAGCCCUGAAACGAGCAGAUGCCUCUCUUCAGGAAGAAAUAAAGACACUAUUUUCACAAUUAUCAAAGGACGAUAGCCCUAUGGUGAGGAGAGCUGCUACAAAAUCAUUGGUGGAUCUUGUCAGAGAACUUCCAGAGGACGAUGUUCGCUCAAUUCUAAUUCCACUAUUUCAAAGACUCUCUGAAGACGAUCAGGACUCUGUUCGUCUUUUGACAGUGGAGGUCUUAGUUGCUUUGGCUGAGAAGCUUCCGGCAGCAGAAACCAAGAGCGAUUUAUUGCCUGCUUUUACUGCUUUAGCAAACGAUAAGGCUUGGAGAGUACGAUAUAUGGUUGCAUCAAAAUAUGUUGAGCUUGCCAAUGCUUUCGGUGAAGAUAUUGUUAGAGCCAAUUUCACCUCGGCAUUCGUCAGCAUGCUAAAGGAUGCUGAAGGUGAGGUUAGAACAGCGGCAGCUAGCCAAGUACCUGGAUACGCUAAACUUGUCGAUAAAACUGUCAUCAUUGAUGAACUUUUGCCUUGUGUUAAAUCGCUUGUUACCGAUGAGAAUCAACAUGCUCGUGCAGCUCUUGCAAAGGAUAUCAGUGGCUUGGCGCCAAUCAUUGGACAAGACGCCACCAUGGAGUAUUUGUUGCCUUUAUUCCUACAACAAUUGACUGAUGAAUUCCCUGAUGUUCGUUUAAACGUUAUUUCAAACUUGGAAACAAUCAAUCAAGCUAUUGGUAUUGAACGCGUGUCACAAGCAUUACUUCCUGCGAUUGUCGAACUAUCGGAAGACAAACAAUGGCGAAUUCGCCUGGCUAUCAUUGAAUAUAUUCCCUUGCUAGCCAAACAAUUCGGUCCUAAAUUCUUCGAAGAAAAGCUUCUGGAAUUAUGCAUGUCUUGGCUUAGAGAUCUCGUUUUCUCUAUCCGAGAGGCUGCUACAGUGAAUCUGAAAAAGUUGACCUUGGUUUUUGGAGCUGAUUGGGCCAAAUCUGCAAUUAUUCCUGAGGUGAUGAAAAUGACUACUGAUGAAAAUUAUUUACAUAGAAUGACUACUAUCUUUGCUUUAACGACAAUGGCUGAAGCAUUAACACCUGCCAUGGUGAAAGAAUCCAUCCUUUCCACUAUAACAGAGAUGUCGAAAGACCCUAUUCCCAACAUACGAUUUAACGUUGCUAAAUCAUUGGAAACAUUGAUACCAUUCUUGAGGAAGGAUGACAGUACAGCUGAGCUUAUCGAUAGCAUUGUUAAGCCUACGCUCGAAAAAUUAAGUACAGAUCAAGAUGUCGACGUCAAAUUUUUUGCUACGCGAGCUUUAGAAAGCUGUGGUAAAUAAUCGUCUUAAUCUCUCAAUUGCUUUCUACUUUGUCAAUCACUCACUUCUUCUCUAUGCGUGGAUAGCUUAAAAAGGGAUUUUUUUUUUCAAUAUAAUUUCUAUAUUUCUUGACUUAUAACCGUCUUUUUAUUUUCUCUCUUCCGCCUUUCCUCUUAAUUGGUUUGUAUAUUGUAGUCUAGGUCGUUGUAAUGUUUGAUUGGAUUGAAAAUGAAAGGAAGAAUAUGCAAAAUAAAACUGAUGCACCCAUCAAACUAUUGCAUAAAUGAAUUGUGAGCAGAUGUACAACUAUUUUAUUGUUAUGCCUCAGUUACCUUCUAGAUGCAUAUACUUGGCUUUUCUCUGCAUGUGAUAGAUAUUCACUGCGAUGCUAUUACACUGUGUUCUGGACUAAAAUCAAUUGAUAAUUGGAGUACAAACUGAUUCACCAUCUUCAUUAUACUGAUCUUAUUUCAGUUGGCCGGAGCCAACAACUGAGAAAAUGUCAUACACUUUCC
Molecule: messenger RNA, 2324 nt
Organism: Mycotypha africana
Lineage: Eukaryota; Fungi; Mucoromycota; Mucoromycetes; Mucorales; Mycotyphaceae
Product: armadillo-type protein
Exons: 9
Coding region: 1-1830 (609 amino acids)
Biological process (GO): protein dephosphorylation
Cellular component (GO): protein phosphatase type 2A complex; cytoplasm
Molecular function (GO): protein binding; protein phosphatase regulator activity
Source: RefSeq, a predicted model, not a curated record